Messenger RNA from Magnolia sinica, 1814 nucleotides. RefSeq lists its product as uncharacterized. The transcript has a single exon. The record is from RefSeq and is a predicted model, not a curated record. The coding region runs from base 66 to 1538 and encodes 490 amino acids. Lineage: Eukaryota; Viridiplantae; Streptophyta; Magnoliopsida; Magnoliales; Magnoliaceae.
UCCGCUUCUCUUGCCCAACACCAUUCGCCCACAACGAAAGCUAAAAUAGCAAACGGCGAAAGAAAAUGCCCACAACGAAAAUGUCUCCUUCUCUUCACUUCUCUCCCACAAUAAUCUUCAAAUGCACCGUCUAUCCUGACCAUACAUCCACACUCCAAAAUCUCAAACUCUCUGUCUCAGAUCUUCCUAUGCUCUCCUGCCAGUAUAUCCAAAAGGGCGUCUUACUUUCCCGCUCUCCCUUACCGUCAGAUGCCUUAAUCUCUCUCCUCAGACGUGGCCUCUCCCAAACCCUAACCCACUUCCCGCCCCUCGCCGGCCGUCUGAUGACAGAUCCCGCCGGCUACGUCUACAUCACCUGCAAUGACGCCGGCGUCGACUUCAUCCACGCCAAUGCUGGAAAUCUGACACUCCGGGAUAUCUUAUCCCCCACCGACGUGCCGGAUUCCGUCAGGGGAUUCUUCACCUUCGACAGUGCCGUCAGCUACGAGGGGCAUUCCCGUCCACUGGUCGCCGUCCAGGUGACCGAACUGGCCGACGGCGUUUUCGUUGGCUGCUCUGUUAAUCACGCUGUUACCGACGGGACGUCGUUCUGGAAUUUCUUCAACACCUUUGCGGAGGUUUGCAGAGGCGCGAGGAGGAUCUCGAGGCCGCCGGAUUUCCGCCGGAACUUCGUCAAGGACUCGCCGGCUGUGCUGAGGUUCCCGGAAGGCGGGCCGAAGAUCUCCUUCGCCGGCGCCGGGCCGUUGCGGGAGAGGAUCUUCCGUUUCAGCAGGGAUGCCAUCCUCGAGAUGAAAUCCCGGGCUAACGGCCGGAUCUGGAAGAAACAGCAAGAUAACGGCGAUAUCACGGCGGAAAUUCUCGGGAAGCAGAGCAACGACGAGCGGAAGAUCCAGGGCGUUAACGGAAAGAUGACGUCCGUCUGGGAGAGCUUAAAGAGAAACCCCGUUGCGGAGAGCGUAGAUCGGACGGCUGAGAUCUCAUCCUUCCAGUCGCUCUGCGCUCAGCUGUGGCGGUCCGUUACACGUGCACGAAAGCUGCCCGUAACGGCCAAUACGACGUUUCGGAUGGCGGUGAACUGCCGCCACCGGCUCGAGCCUCGGAUGGACGCGUACUACUUUGGGAACGCGAUCCAGAGCAUCCCGAACGUCGCUUCGGUGGGCGAGAUCCUAUCUCGGGAUUUGAAGUGGGCAGCGAGCCUGCUGCACAAGAACGUGGUGGCGCACGUGGAUGCUACCGUGCGCAAGGGUGUGGAGGAUUGGGAGCGGGACCCGAGAUGCUUCCCACUGGGGAACUUCGAUGGAGCGUCGAUCACGAUGGGAAGCUCGCCCCGAUUCCCGAUGUACGACAACGAUUUCGGGUGGGGCCGACCCAUGGCAGUACGUAGCGGGCGAUCUAACAAGUUCGAUGGGAAAAUAUCGGCUUUCCCGGGACGUGAAGGGGGCGGGACCGUUGAUCUUGAGGUGUGUUUAUCGCCCGAUACGAUGUCUGCUCUCGAGGCCGAUACGGAGUUUAUGCAGUACGUUACGAUACAAUCUUAGGGCACGUGGAAUUUGGGGAUUUGGGGGUCUGUAUACUUGGAAUUGAAUCAGCGACGGUUUUGUCCAGUUCUUGUAAGUCUGGAGGAAGCUGGGGUCCAAUGUUGUACUUUGACGGUAGUGGGUCGCUUUCACGGUUUCUUACCGCUUCAUGUACUAUCGACGCACCUGCGGAGGUGUACGUUCUGUGAAUUUGGACUGUACGGCUGGUGGGCCCUUGAUGGCAUCAUGGUUCAAAAUCCAUUCCCCAUUUGAAUAAUUAUAGAUCUGGUUAAUGGA